AUGGAUCAAUCUCAGAAUCAGCGAUCACUAACAACCGCACCACCACCGUCUCGUUCUGUCCAAUUCCACCCCGCUCGAGUACCGAUUCUCGAUCUCUUCACUCUCUACUUAGAACUUGGAAGAAACAGUCGUAACAAACUGGAUGACUCACUCCGCGAACCACCUAACAAAACUCAAAAACGGGUGCAUGCUAUUAACAGAGAGCUUCCACCGCCGAAUGAGCAAUUUAUUUUAGAUUUUGAGCAACUUCAGAGCCAGUUUCCGGACUAUGAGCAGUUACGUUUUGUGGCUGAAGCUGUUCUUAUACCAUUGGUUACACAAUGUAGUGGUCAUGGAUCGAGAUCAGACUUUCUUAUUUUUAUUUUGCGAAGCUUGAGCGGUAUUGGGUGCAUUAACUGGGACUCCUUUCUUCCGUCCCUUCUUUCUUCAGUUUCUUCGGCCGAAUUACCGGUUGGUCAAAUGAGUCAAGCAGUGCCAACAGUUACCUCUUCUAGCUUGUCACAGUCGGGAAUGCUGCCUCCUCCAAACACGAUUACUAAUUCUUCUAACUUUCAGUCUUCAAAUCCUGCAUCUCCAUUGAAUUCUGUCCACACUAUUGGCUCCCCUGCACAGUCAUCGAUUGAGCCGUUAUCUGGUGCAGCUCUAUCUCCUGUAAAAUCAUCUGAUAUUUCCUCUAGUGGAUUACAGUUUAAACUAAGAGGCAACCCGUCUGUUAGAAAUAAUGAUAUCAGUAACAGUAGUCUUCGCCAGCUAUGUUGCAAAAUCAUUUUAACUGGUCUGGAGUUCAGUUUCAAACCUGUGACAUAUGCCGAAAUCUUCAACCAUAUGCUGAAUUGGCUAGUGAAUUAG
Lathyrus sativus (Indian pea) is the source of this 849-nucleotide messenger RNA. Lineage: Eukaryota; Viridiplantae; Streptophyta; Magnoliopsida; Fabales; Fabaceae. The record is from the annotation of a GenBank genome assembly.